AUGCAGUUACGUGUCUAUAACAGCUUUAAUCCUGCUACUACUGCUAGAGGAGGUUUUGGCUUGACGAGCAGCCGGUACCAAACAAUAGUGAAAGCUGUAAGAUCGUCCACUUGCAAUACAAAGUCUUUAUGGCAGUUUCCUGGUCUUCAGGCAAUUAGGACGAUGAAGCAACCUCUCGUCUAUACCAUGAAAGCUCAGAAGUUUGCAGCUUCGACAGCCUCAAUUGAGAACGUGACGGCCAACCGCCCGAUUGCGUACUGGAUCUUUGCCACGGCAGCAGUGUGGAAGCCUCACGGCAGUUUGCCGCCUAGGACUCCGGAGGAGUGGGAAGAGCAGUUUGCAAUUUACAAGCAGUUCCCAGAGUACAAGCAACGCCAGAAUAUGACGGUGGAGGAGUUUAAGCGAAUCUUUUGGUGGGAGUACGGUCAUCGUAUGCUCGGUCGUACGGUGGGUAUGGUCUAUACGGUGCCGCUAGUUUACUUUAUGCUACGCAAGAAACUACCAAGGGAGCUCUACAAGCGUUUUGGCAUCCUGCUCGCUCUUGGUGCGGCGCAAGGAGGUAUAGGUUGGUGGAUGGUGCGCAGUGGGUUGGAAGAGCACGGCAAGGAGCAGCUGGAGAAGCGCAACGAAGUGCGUGUCAGCCCCUACCGUCUCGCCACUCAUCUUGCAUUUGCGUUCACAUCGUUGGGAGUCCUAUUGUGGACGGGCUUUAAUCUGGUCGCGCCUCCGUCACGUUCAGCACUAACACGUGAGAUGAUCUCUCCGGACGUUUUAAAGCAAGUGACGCGUAUUCGCACGAUUCUGCGCCAUGUCUCUACUGUUCUCGGUUUCACAAUUAUUUCCGGCGCAUUCGUGGCUGGCAUCGAUGCUGGUAUGGCAUACAACACUUUUCCCAAGAUGGACAGUCAGUGGAUUCCGGACGACCUGUUUGCGCUCGAUCCCCAGUACAAGAACUUUUUUGAAAACGUGCCUCUUGUGCAGCUGGACCACCGUAUUCUUGCUCUGAGCACGCUCUCUGGUUUUGGUGGUGUCUAUGCUUUAGCUCGCCGUCGCCACAUUUGGAACCAGCUGCCACAACAAUCGCGUAACGCGCUGAAUAUGGCAUUAGCUGCUGCUAGUGGUCAAGUAUUACUGGGCAUUACCACGCUGAUCAAUUGUGUGCCCAUUCCGCUUGCUAUGUCGCACCAAUGCGGUGCCAUUGUGCUCCUAACAGCUACACUCUGGUCACAGCACACGCUUAAUUUUGCCAAACCAUUCAAGAAAGUUGCUACGACUGCCAUGAAGUCCACCUUAAAAAACUGA
Molecule: messenger RNA, 1302 nt
Organism: Peronospora belbahrii
Lineage: Eukaryota; Oomycota; Peronosporomycetes; Peronosporales; Peronosporaceae
Source: the annotation of a GenBank genome assembly